GGGGCGUACCCCCAAUUCGCUGUCCCCUACUUCAUCUACGACGUCUACGCCAUGUUCCUGUGUCACUGGCACCGGGGACGGGUGAAGGGGCACGAGGUGGCACCUCCCCCCAGCCUGCGGGCGGCCGCCGGUGCCUACCUGCGCAAGGACCUCCUGAUGGUGCUCCACCAUGCCGCCAUGGUGCUCGUCUGCUUCCCCGUGGCCACCCUGUGGCGCCAGGGGAAGGGCGACUUCUUCUUGGGGUGUCUCCUGAUGGCCGAGCUCAGCACCCCCUUCGUCUGCCUCGGCAAAGUCCUCAUCCUG
Pelecanus crispus (Dalmatian pelican) is the source of this 303-nucleotide messenger RNA. Lineage: Eukaryota; Metazoa; Chordata; Aves; Pelecaniformes; Pelecanidae. The record is from RefSeq and is a predicted model, not a curated record.